Anolis carolinensis (green anole) is the source of this 2690-nucleotide messenger RNA. It is a transcript of the gene traf2, whose product is annotated as TNF receptor associated factor 2. Gene Ontology annotation, biological process: protein K63-linked ubiquitination; positive regulation of canonical NF-kappaB signal transduction; tumor necrosis factor-mediated signaling pathway. Gene Ontology annotation, cellular component: cytosol; cytoplasmic side of plasma membrane. The transcript is spliced from 11 exons. Lineage: Eukaryota; Metazoa; Chordata; Lepidosauria; Squamata; Anolidae. Gene Ontology annotation, molecular function: ubiquitin-protein transferase activity; tumor necrosis factor receptor binding; zinc ion binding. The coding region runs from base 322 to 1965 and encodes 547 amino acids. The record is from RefSeq and is a predicted model, not a curated record.
GAAGGCACUUUCCUCCAAGCGUUGCCCUUGACCCUGCUGGGCAUUCUGGGAGUUGUAGUCCCCUUCAUUCCACCCGAAGGAGACAUAUCAUCAUGGAACAUAAUGGGCUUCCUCAUUCAGAAGGGCUCACAUUCAGAAUUUAAAUGUUUUUUGGGUUGCUGUAUGGCCACGUUCCAGUAGCAUUCUCUCCUGACAUUUCGCCUGCAUCUGUGGCAGGCAUCCUCAGAGGUUGUGAGAUCUGCUCGAAACUAGGACAGUGGGGUUUAUAUAUAUAUCCCGGGAUGCUUUGUAUCUAUACAUGGUUUUACAUGGUUUUACUGUAUGUAUGGGGUCGAUGUUGUGGCACACAUGGCCUCCGCCGCCGCCGCCUCCGCCAACGUGACGCCACUGGGGUCCCUGGACGAGGACCAGGUCGGGUUCCCGAAGGAGAUCCUGGGCACGGAGCUAGAGGGCAAGUACCUGUGUUCAGAGUGUGGGAACAUCCUGCGGAGACCCUUCCAGGCCCAGUGCGGACACCGCUAUUGCGCUAGCUGCCUUCAGAGGCUCAUCAGCUCGGGGCCUCAGAAGUGUGGUGCCUGCAUCCAGGAGGGGAUCUAUGAAGAUGGUGUCUCCAUCCUGGAAACGGGUUCGGCCUUCCCGGACAAUGCGGCCCGUCGCGAGGUGGAGAGCCUCCCCGCCAUCUGCGCCAACGAGGGAUGCGCCUGGAAAGGGACCAUCAAGGAAUACGAAAGCGGCCACGGCGGGAGCUGCCCCUGGGCGCUGGCCACUUGCCCUUCCUGCCGCGGCCCCGUCCGGCGGAGGGACCAGGAGCGCCACGCCGCCCGGGAGUGUCCCCAGCGGAGCCUCAGCUGCAAGUUCUGCAAGGCCCUCUGCCACUUCCCCCAGAUCAAGGCCCACGACGAGGUCUGCCCCAAGUUCCCCCUCACCUGCGAGGGCUGUGGGAAGAGGAAGAUCCCCAGGGAAAAGUUCCCGGAGCACGUCAAGAGCUGCAGCAAAUGCAAAGCGCCCUGCAGAUUCCAGCCCAUCGGGUGCAACGUGGUGGUGGAGAACGAGAGCCUCCCGGAGCACGAGGGCCGGAGCCUGGCGGAGCACCUCUACCUGCUGCUGGGCUUUGUGCUGAGCCUGCGCCCGGAGCCCCCCCGAGCCGCCCCCUUUUCCGGUCCGGGCCCCCUCUCGGUGCCGGAGGAGGGCUCCCCGUUGCAGCUGCGGGGCGGGGGCCCCCUCCUCCUCUCGGGCCCCGAGCCCCCCGGCUUCCUGGAGCUGCUGGGCCGGUGUCAGGUCCUGGAGCAGAAGGCGGCCACCUUCGAGAACAUCGUCUGCGUCCUCAACCGGGAGGUGGAGCGGGGGGCCCUGGCCGCCGAGGCCCACCUCCACCAGCACCGCCUGGACCAGGAGAAGAUCGAGGCCCUCAGCACAAAGGUGCGGCAGCUGGAGCGGAGCCUGGCCUCGAAGGACCUGGCCCUGGCGGAGAUGGAGCACAGCCUGCAGGAGAUGGAGGCCGCCUCCUUCGACGGGAUCUUCAUCUGGAAGAUCUCGGACUUCGCCAAGAAGCGCCAGGAGGCCGUCGCUGGGCGCUCCCCGGCCAUCUUCUCCCCAGCCUUCUACACCGGGAAAUACGGCUACAAGAUGUGCCUCCGCAUCUACCUCAACGGGGACGGCACGGGGCGGGGCACCCACCUCUCGCUCUUCUUCGUGGUCAUGCGCGGCCCCUGCGACGCCCUCCUGCGCUGGCCCUUCAACCAGAAGGUGACCCUGAUGCUGCUGGACCAGAACCACCGUGAGCACGUGAUUGACGCCUUCCGGCCGGACGUCUCCUCUUCGUCCUUCCAGCGUCCGGUCAGCGACAUGAACAUCGCCAGCGGCUGCCCGCUCUUCUGCCCCCUGUCCGUCAUGGAGAGCCAGAACUCUUACUUGCGGGACGACACCAUCUUCGUCAAGGCCAUCGUGGACCUCGCCGGACUCUGAGGUGCCGUGAAACUCAAUCAUUCUUCGUGGUGCUGACCGCUAUGCCUUGGGGUGGGGAAGAACACCCUUCUCCGUCCCUCAUAUCUAUAUAAUUCGAACCCGGGGAAGCAGUCCGGAGUGGAUCCGGCCGCCGGGCAGAAGGAUACGCCGAGGGGCAGGAGACCCCCAAAGCACCGUAUAAGAGAGAGAUCUGUAGUUGAUAGAUUUCAAAUUGCAAAUCAAUGUCAACAAAAGGGCUCUAUUAUAGAUCUAGGCCGGGCAUGGGCAAACUUGGGCCUUCGCUCCGGGUGUUUUGGACUUUCCGAACAGCCUCGGGCCCUUUCCUUUCCCCCCUCAGCCGCUUAAGCGGCUGAGGGGGGAAAGGAAGGGGCCCGAGGCUGUUCGGAAAGUCCAAAACACCCGGAGCGAAGGCCCAAGUUUGCCCAUGCCCCCCAUUCGAAGGCCUGCUUUGUGCAAAGGCAGACGCCUUUCUCCCCUCUUUCCAAACUGACCGCUCUGUUUACAUCUCUCCCCUUUGGGGACGGCAAAUGUGGGUGGACCCACGUCCCCACCUAUUAUUAUUAUUAUUUGUGUGGGGUGGGUGGGUGGACUCGCUUCUAUGGGGUUAGCGGUGCGGCCGAGAGUGGAUCCGGGCGGCCCCUUUUCCCCUUUAUAUCCCGAUCCCAGAUGCAAUAAUUUCGUGCGGAGAUUCAAUAAAAGCAAAAGGUUUGGUUGUUUUUGUAAAA